UUAGGAUUACCCCAUCCAUUCUGUAGAAGACAGACACAAGUUGGCUGCUCAGGGAAAAUUUGUAACGACUGAAUUUGAGCCAUGCUUUGAUGCUGCUGACUUUAUUCGAGCUGGAAGAGAUAUUUUUGCACAGAGAAGCCAGGUUACAAACUACCUGGGCAUUGAAUGGAUGCGUAGGCAUCUUGCUCCACACUACAAAGUGCAUAUCAUCUCCUUUAAAGAUCCUAAUCCAAUGCAUAUUGAUGCCACCUUCAAUAUCAUUGGACCUGGUCUUGUGCUUUCCAACCCGGACCGACCGUGUCACCAGAUUGAUCUUUUCAAGAAAGCAGGAUGGACCAUAGUUACUCCUCCAAUACCAGUCAUUCCAGAUGAUCACCCACUCUGGAUGUCAUCCAAAUGGCUUUCCAUGAAUGUCUUAAUGCUAGAUGAAAAACGUGUUAUGGUGGAUGCCAAUGAAGUCCCAAUUCAAAAGAUGUUUGAAAAGCUGGGUAUCAGCACCAUUAAGGUUAACAUUCGUAGUGCCAAUUCCCUGGGAGGAGGCUUCCACUGCUGGACCUGCGAUGUCCGGCGCCGAGGCACCCUACAGUCCUACUUUGACUGACCACACUUGAUGGGGCUUGUGGCGUAGGGACAAGGUUCAUUUUCCUGCUUUAAGAAGUACAUGAACUAUAGUGCUUUAAACAAUCAUAUCCUUAACAGGGGUCUUAAGCCUUCAUUUUCUUUGUUACGAGGAAAAUAACUUGUGCUAUGUCUUACUUUCUGCUCCUAAAUUUAUUUGCUAUUUGGCUUCAAGCAUAUAGUAACUUGGCCACUAAUAUUUAACCAUCUACCUCUGUUUUUAAUUUUCUUUCCAAAAGGCAGCUUGAAGUGUUAGUCCUAAUCUUCACUUUUUUUUUUUUUUUUUACUUUUUGUUACACUUGUGAAUGAUCGUAUCACUUCUUUUUUCUUAAUGAAAGAUUUAGAAUAUUCACAAAUCUUAAGUAGAACCAGAUAAUUGUCUCUUUUUCUAAUGAAUUUUGGUAAUUUUUAUUUGUUAAAAAAAAUAACCUAGACUGUACAAACAUUUAAGUAAAUUUUCCAUGAAUGUUUUUAAUAUUCUCAUCUCAACAGUGGUGAUGUUUGCUACUAAAAACCUUUCCAUACAACUUACCUCAUUUCAAGUGAUUUAUUUUCAUCUCUUUUUCUUCUCUGAUUAUAAUUUUAUAGAAAUAUUUAGUGCAGUAGGAUAUAACUACCAGUUCCCAUCUCUAAAUUUUGAUAUUCAGCAUCGAAUGGAUAUACUACACCUUUUGGUAAUCUAAGAUUUGUUUACAGAUGUGCAAAUUAUUUAAAGUGCAGACUUUAAAGACAUUAAAAACUAACAGAGGUAAAACCUACAUGUGAUAUGAAGUAAUUUUAAUGUUGAAUACUGUAUGUGUAUUUUUAUUCUAAUAAAGUUUUGUGUUACAGAAAAUGGA
Myotis lucifugus (little brown bat) is the source of this 1458-nucleotide messenger RNA. Its product is annotated as glycine amidinotransferase, mitochondrial. The transcript has 5 exons. Gene Ontology annotation, molecular function: amidinotransferase activity. The record is from RefSeq and is a predicted model, not a curated record. Gene Ontology annotation, cellular component: mitochondrion. NCBI's taxonomy places the organism in Eukaryota, Metazoa, Chordata, Mammalia, Chiroptera, Vespertilionidae. Gene Ontology annotation, biological process: creatine biosynthetic process. The coding region runs from base 170 to 601 and encodes 143 amino acids.